AUUUCCUACUUUCGUUUUAGAUUUAUGUUAUUAAGACAUUGCCUGCUUUCGUUUCAAAUAAUGUAAACACAAACAACAAACAACAUUACAAAUAUGAGCACCUCCGAUUCUGAUGCAAGUGACAGUGAUUUGGGGGAUUUAUUUGAAUCUGCAUUUGCAACUGGAAGGGGUACAACAGUUAUAGAAAAUGGCGGGAAAGUUACUGUCAUAAAAGGUAUGCACGUUUUUGGUGACCCGGAAGUAGCGUAUGAUUAUCCGUUUUCUGCAAAAAAUCCCGCUACAACGAACUCUUAUUUCAUCACGACAGGAAGUGACGUAGAUUUCGCCAUUCCCGGUAUGGCGGGUAUCCGUAUUAGUAACCGUGUGAACGCAGCAUCCGGGAUCAGUCGACAUUUGACCGGAAGUUUCCCUGGCAUCAAUAUUGGCGACGGCAGUUACGUGGCGACCGGAAGUGGUGAGCGACACGGCCGCCGCAAGCACCGGAAGCACAAAUCUCACAGACGACAUUCACCACGUGAGCCCCGCUCACUCACAGUAUCUACAGAGCCACCGUCCACUAGCGACCUGGACCACGUGUGCAAGAACAUCGGGCGACGCUGGAAGAAGUUAGGGUCCGCGCUCGGCAUUUCCGGCGGGCGGCUGGAGGGAAUCGAAUACGACUAUCGGACGGACGGACAGUACGAGAUGUGCUGGCAGGUGCUGCAGAAAUGGCAGCGGUCGGUGGGUAGCGACGCUACGGUGCGAUUGCUUGCGCGAACGCUCGACGAAAUCGGUGAAAACGAACUGGCGUCCGAGUUACCCGUGUAAUGAAAGUAAAGUUGUCCAUGCUAAAAAAUAUGCAGUAUGAUUUUCUAGUUCAGAGUAAAAUUAUCUCUGCAGUAAGGGUCCCGUUUAAAGUCUCUUUAAUAUAAGUCUACAUUUUAGAAUAAGACUGAACUCACUCACGACCUGUAUCUGCAUAUCUGAACAUGCCAGUCUAUAAUCAUCGUCCAAAGCCACGUAGUCUCUUCCGUUACCUCAUUUACCUGGAAAUAACCUACCGGUGUAUAAGGGAACGUGGUUUCCACAAUUGUCUAACGUCGGAUGUAAACUAAAUUGAGAAAUAUUUUCCUGUUAAACUAGAAUUUAACUAGAUAUUUCAGACACACCAAUGUUAUGCGUUCACAAAAAAAAUGGUAAUGAUGAAUCGUUAAAACUUUCGCGAAGUACCAUAUAUCACUGCGCAAAUUAUCAAUGCUGGAAAGAAAUGCAUUAAAAACCAGUUGCUGACAGCCGUUUACUCGAGAAAACUUUUAUUAAUCAUGUGAGUCAUUUAAACUUGUUUCUUUUUAACAGCACACAUUUCCUCCUUUGCUCUCCCUUCUUUCUUUAUAAAAAAUAUAUGCCUUUAAUUCUUCUGCGGGAAUCGUUGUUGGAAUGAUAUGAUUUAAGAUUGUUUGUCUUUUUUGAUUUUUUUUAACCAGUCGGUCAUUUAAAUACUAAACUUACAAACAAAAUAAUAUUUUUUGUUUAAAUACGAUUGAGACCAAAGAUCGUUCGCAAAUGCUUUGAACAACGUGCUUCCUCCGUUAUAAAGACGAUGUAUUUGCCUCGAAAUACAUCUAUGUUGGAUAAUGCGUAUUGCCUUUUAUUUCUAUUGCUAGUAUGUAUUAAUGAAUUUAUUAUUAGGGCACUUAAUCCCAGAACGAUUUACAUGAAUUGGUAAACAUGCAAUUGUUUUUGUUUUGUUGUUAACACUUUCUUCUAUUUAUUGUUAUUGAAGCAUUUUAUUCAG
Messenger RNA from Dreissena polymorpha, 1774 nucleotides. Its product is annotated as receptor-interacting serine/threonine-protein kinase 1-like. Gene Ontology annotation, biological process: TRAIL-activated apoptotic signaling pathway; positive regulation of extrinsic apoptotic signaling pathway. The coding region runs from base 94 to 807 and encodes 237 amino acids. Gene Ontology annotation, molecular function: caspase binding; death receptor binding. The record is from RefSeq and is a predicted model, not a curated record. Lineage: Eukaryota; Metazoa; Mollusca; Bivalvia; Myida; Dreissenidae. The transcript has 3 exons. Gene Ontology annotation, cellular component: cytoplasm; CD95 death-inducing signaling complex.